AUGUCAGAUUUAGUACAUUACAGAUUAAGAAUCACUACAAUUGAUAAUAGAAAUUUUAUAGGACAACUAUUGGCAUAUGAUAAGCAUUUGAAUCUAGUAUUAUCCGAAACUGAGGAGUCUAGAAUAACCAAAAAAUCAUAUCAAGAAUUAAAGAAAACGCAAAACUCCAACUCAAUAGUCGAAGAGAAGAGAUCGUUAGGGUUAAUAAUUUUAAGAGGAGAACAAAUUGUUAGUUUGAGUAUAGAGAGUCCACCUCCAAUUGACACCAAAAAAAGGAUAGGAUUGGAAAAAGGUAAGGGUAUCACCAAACCUUUAAAGACGCCUGUCAGUAUUAAAUCAAAGUUACAAGGACCUGUUAAGGCUCCGCAAAAUGCUGGCCCUGGGUUCAAACGUCAAUAG
Molecule: messenger RNA, 399 nt
Organism: Debaryomyces fabryi
Lineage: Eukaryota; Fungi; Ascomycota; Pichiomycetes; Serinales; Debaryomycetaceae
Product: mRNA splicing protein
Exons: 1
Coding region: 1-399 (132 amino acids)
Biological process (GO): mRNA splicing, via spliceosome
Cellular component (GO): U2-type prespliceosome; U4 snRNP; catalytic step 2 spliceosome
Molecular function (GO): RNA binding
Source: RefSeq, a predicted model, not a curated record